ACGUUGCGGCGUUGAGGAACAGUCACGGUGCCGGAUCGUUUAGUUUUACAACCGGGUAUAUAAAAGUGUGAGGAGAAACUCUUGAAAAAAAGUUCGAGAUCGGAAGGCAGUCCCUAUCAAAGAUAGGAAACAGCCAUGAUGAGAUUUCUGAAGAGAGAGUAAAGAUAAAUUUUUCCGAGCGAUUGUUAAAGGAGCUGUUCUCAAUAAAGAAAAUGGGCGGAAAGUCAUUUUUCUCACAAGUGCUUGUAUGAGAACCUCGCCUUGCAGAAAAAGUCGAGUAAUCAACUUAAAGAGUCACGACUAGUGUUGUAUUUCGGAGAACUGACGUUCCAAGUCAAAUUAUUGCAAUCGUAAAACUCAUGGCCUAAUUCAUUAUUCUCAUUAAAUAACUAAUUUUAAGCCACCAUUUUUCACGCUGAUUCUCCUACCAUUAUUUGCCAACAUCGAUAGAUUUAUCGGUAACAUGAGUUUGCUCACGACUGCAUUAAAAUAAACCAUUAGCUAAUUGGACAUCCCCUAAUGAAAGUGCUAAAUUUCAGGAAACAUUCUAGGAAUCCGUUAGGCAUUGGGAGCAGCUAUGGUGCGUCGUAACAGAAAAAGACUUUUUAAGUUAGUUCUGACUAUUUGUGCGGCAGUGUUUUGUGGAGGACUUCUCCUGAAAGCUGCUGUUACAUCAUUAGAGCUACAGACGUCUGUGAUGGUAGCAGUAGACCAUGAUAGAAGCGAACUUUUGCAGACCAGGAUGUCUGGGUUCUCUGGGCUAGCUCCGAAAGAACCUCUGAAGAAAUCGUGGUACGAGGCAACUAGCGUAGUAAUCCCCCAUGGCCCAGGUGAAAAAGGCUCUGCUUUCUAUCUACCCCCAGGAUUGGAGAAAACAAAAGAAGAACUGUAUAAAGAAAAUGGCUUUAACGCCUUGGUCAGCGAUUUUAUCUCCUUGAACAGGACUUUGCCGGACAUCAGACAUUCAAGUUGUAAGACUAAAGAAUAUUUGUCGAAGUUACCAAAGGUUAGCGUAGUGAUUCCUUUCCAUAAUGAGCACUGGACUACCCUUCUUAGGACUGUGACCAGCGUGGUCAAUCGGUCACCCCCUGAACUCAUCAAGGAAAUUAUUCUGGUUGACGAUUAUAGCACUAAAGCUCAGCUGAAAGCACCAUUAGACCAAUAUGUCAGACAGCAUUUCUCCAAUGUUCGUGUUGUUCGUGCAAACAAAAGAGAAGGCCUCAUUCGAGCAAGACUUUUAGGCGCCAAAGCAGCUAAAGGCGAUAUUCUUGUUUUCUUGGACUCCCAUACGGAAGCCAAUGUGGAUUGGUUGCCACCACUUUUAGAGCCUAUAGCGAUUGAUCGGAAAACUGUAGUAUGCCCCUUCAUUGAUGUGAUAGACUACGAAACACUGGCUUAUCGUGCUCAAGAUGAAGGUGCCAGAGGAGCCUUUGAUUGGGAGCUUUACUACAAACGGCUUCCAUUACUACCCGAAGACCUUAAACACCCAUCAGAUCCUUUCAAGAGCCCCGUGAUGGCUGGAGGACUUUUUGCUAUAGACCGCAGCUUCUUUUGGGAACUUGGCGGCUACGACGACGGCUUGGAUGUCUGGGGUGGAGAGCAGUAUGAACUUUCUUUUAAAAUCUGGCAGUGUGGAGGUCAAAUGUUCGACGUGCCUUGUUCUCGAGUUGGACAUAUAUACAGAAAAUUUGCUCCUUUUCCAAAUCCUGGAGUGGGAGAUUUCGUUGGAAGAAAUUACAAGCGAGUAGCAGAAGUAUGGAUGGACGAGUAUAAAGAGUUUUUGUACAUGAGAAGACCCCAUUACAGGGGAUUGGAAGUUGGAAAUCUGACCGAACAGAAGCAGUUACGAAAGAAACUUGGAUGCAAAUCAUUCAAAUGGUUCAUGGAAAACGUGGCGUUCGACCAGCCAAAGAAAUACCCACCCAUUGAACCCCCAGAUUAUGCCAAAGGAGAGAUUCGAAACGGAGCAGCGGAUGUGUGCAUUGAUACCAAGUUCAAGGGACAAAAUGAAAAAUUCGGCUUAGACAGUUGCAUCAAAGACAAUCCCAACCAAGGUGGAGAACAGCAAUUCGUGCUGUCUUGGCAUAAAGAUAUCCGUCCUGCAAAGAGAAAUAUUUGCUUUGACGUGUCAAGCUCAGAAAAGCAAGCGCCUGUAGUUUUGUGGAAUUGUCACGGCAUGCAAGGCAAUCAAUUAUGGAAGUAUGACAUGGAAAACCGUCAUCUGGUUCAUUUACUGACGGGCACCUGCUUAGAUUGUGAUGUGCAACAAAAGCAAAUUUUCAUGAAUCCUUGUGAUCCUAACAAAAAAACACAGGUUUGGAAGUUCGAAUCAGUCAAUGUAACUGCUAUUUUCAACUGGUGAACUCAAGUUUUUUUAAGCAAAUCAUUUGCGUCAAAUGACUUUUUUUUGUGUAACAGCCACAGAUCUACAAGUGAUAUUAUCAUUUUCUGCCCUGCUUCAAGGAAGAUUGGGAAAAGUUUCUACGAAAAAAAAAUAUUUUUUCAGAACCUAGAAAUAGGACGAUUCCAUAAUUUUAAAAAAAUGACGCAUCUUGAGAUUGUUGUUAAUAAUGAUGUCAUUAUUCUUACCAUCUGUGGUACCUGUGGUGUAUAUUGCAUUUUAUGGAAUUCUAUAUUUGUGUUUUGAUUGACGCAGUUUUUUUCAUCGAUGGUGCUGAAGGACAUUAUACUUACACCUACGUUUCUAGUUUACCAGUAUUAUAUUCUAAGAAAUAUAUGCAAGUAUCAAUAUUUGCAAAGAUUCAGCCAAGUACGCUUCUUUGUUUUCUAUAUUUUGUUUUCCUGCGAGAGAAUUAACCUUCUAAUUAUUUCUUUUUGUUAUUAUUAUUUAAUCAGGUGACAUCUCCCCUUUUGGGAAUUUGCUGUCUUACUGAUUCAAUUUUCCACACAACACUUGAGAUGUGUGUGGAUUAUGUGUCAUUUUUGUGCCGAUUGAUAUAGCCAUGGAAUGAUUUAAUUGCAAUUAUAAAAUUCAAUUAUUCACACAACGCUUGAGAUGUGUGGAUUAUGUGUCAUUUUUCUGUCGAUUGAUAGAGCCAUGAAAUGAUUAAAUUCAAUUAUUCACACAACGCUUGAGAUGUGUGUGGAUUAUGUGUCAUUUUUGUGUCGAUUUAUAGUGCCAUGCAAUGAUUUAAUUUAAUUAUCCACACAACACUUGAGAUGUGUGUGGAUUAUGUGUAAUUUUUGUGUCGAUUUAUAGUGUCAUGGAAGGAUUUAAUUGCAGCUUAUAUGUUUGAGAAGCUGUAAUUCAAAGCCCCCGCAUAACUCAUGGGGACAAAGAUUAAAGGGUUAAGAGCCCAUCUGUGACUUUUAAUAUAAUUUAAUUUGUUUUAACCCUGCAAGCAGGUUGAAACGAUUUUUUUCUGUUCUUAAUGUUGUUCUAAUGCUGUUAAGUCUAUUUCAGUUGUAUAUUUCUUUUAUAUAUAUAUAAAUGCGAAGGUAAAUCAUUUUUCAGAUUAAAGAAUUCGAUUGCAUUAAGGAAUGCAUGGUUUAUCCAUUAAAAUAUCAUUUUAUUUCAAUUAUAUUUAUGUUUAAAAUAACUGGCUGUUUGAAAGGUUUCCAUUGAACUAAAAUAGUUGUAGGGUGAAUGCUAUAGUUUAUAUUCUAUUCUAAUCAUGAUUUAAUAUUUUUUCAAUAAUUUCAGUACUGAAUAAGGGUUUAAUUAACUAAAUUUCAUCAUGCCUAAAAGAAGUUAUUUAUAAUAAACAUUCGAAAAUGCAUUAACCAUAUUAAGACAAAGAAAACUAAUUAUUAUUAAGACCUUCAGAUUAUUUAAUUGCAACUAAUAUGUGAAUGAAGGCAUCCGGAAUAACAAUUUAUUCAAAUUAAAAGGAAACGGGAAAAGGAAUGAUUAUGCUUGCUUUUUAAUUCAUCAAUAUGCUUUAAACCAAAAGGCCCUCUACAAAUUACUACUAUUUCAUCAACUAACUAUUUAAAAUAUAAAGGAAACCGUACAGCUGUUAUAAUAUUAAACACAUGAAAUUUCAAAAACAGUGGGUGCUGUGCCUUAAUUUUCUUUUUGUAUAAAAAAAAAUAAAAAUUAUAAUUUUUGUAUAUUUUAAAAAUUCCCGCAUGUGUAAAGAUAUAAUUAUGAGUUCACUCCUUUGUAUUUCAUGUCAUGAUGCUAAACAUAUA
Messenger RNA from Argiope bruennichi, 4155 nucleotides. Its product is annotated as putative polypeptide N-acetylgalactosaminyltransferase 10. Gene Ontology annotation, cellular component: Golgi apparatus. The record is from RefSeq and is a predicted model, not a curated record. Lineage: Eukaryota; Metazoa; Arthropoda; Arachnida; Araneae; Araneidae. Bases 578 to 2362 code for a protein of 594 amino acids. The transcript has 11 exons.